AUGCUAAAAGAGAAACUGUAAGAAGUAAAGGAUUAAAAUACAAAUUUAUAUGAACAUUUGAAUAAUGUAUUAACUAAAAUAUUAUUGGAUAAUCCAAAAGUAUGAAUUCAUUAUGAUUUAUAUAGAAUGCAUUUGAAUUAUUUGAAGAUUAUUCAUUUUAAGUAAAAUCAAAUGGUUUUAAAUUUGAAAAAUAUAAUGAAUUUGAUAAUGCAGAAAGAUCAAAAAUAAAUAUGGAUUAAAGUAUAUAAUAAAAGACAUUGAAACUUAUAAAUAAAAUUAAUCUUGGAACUGAUGAAGAACCAUAAGAAGCAACUUAAACUGGAUAUUUACCUAAUUUAAUAGAAGAAUCUUAUUUAUAUGAAUGGGCUGGUAUUGGAAUUGAUGAAAAUUAUAAAAUAUUUAAAGCAUUAACUGUAAUCUAUUUAUUAUAUAUAAUUAGCUAUUAUCUGUUACUAAAUAAGCAUCAAAAUUAAGAUUUUGGGGUAAAAUAAUGGGUAGAUAAAAGGAUUAUUAUAUUGCUGAAGGAAUUGCUACUAGUUAAGUUGAAGAUGGUGAAUUACCACCUGAAGUUGAACCUAGAGGAACUGGAAUUAAUACUAAAUCUUAUUGGGCAUGCAAUGAUUUAUUAAAUGAUAAAGAUUGGAUUGAAUUACCUUUAAUUACACCUUAAUAAAUUAAUACUUCUAGAUUAAUUAAAUAUAUGUUUACAGGUAAUUUAGAAUCUGAUGUUAUUACUAAUCCUUAUUUCUUUGGAAAAGAAAAACAUUUAUUAAAAGCAUAAAUUGUUAGAAUUACAUAAUCUACUGUUAUUAUUCCAAAAGGUUAAUAUAUUUUAAGAGAAGGUGAACCAAGAGAAAUAGAUCCAACACCUGAAUAUAAAUUACCAGGAUUUCAUGAUUUAAAAACAUUAAAUGAUUGGAUGCAUUUCAAUUAAAAUAUAUUAAAUGUAUAUUAUAUAUAUANAUAUUAUUUUUCCCUUUUAGUAUUUAAUAUUUAAUAUAUAUCUCCAAAUUUAGAAAUUUUAUAUAAUUUUUAGUAAAUUUUCAAUACUUAUAAUUUUAAUAAAGGCAAUAAAAUGCUCUAGCAGCUUUAAUAUUACUCUAAACUUUUUUUUAUUUAAUAUCAAUUGAAGAAUUAAGAAAUCAAAAAUCAAAAAUUCGUACAUAUAAAAACCAUUAAAUAGAUGUCAGGUGGAUCAAAUAAUCUAAAUAAGGGAUUACUUAUAUUAUAUUGA
Molecule: messenger RNA, 1234 nt
Organism: Paramecium pentaurelia
Lineage: Eukaryota; Ciliophora; Oligohymenophorea; Peniculida; Parameciidae
Source: the annotation of a GenBank genome assembly